GCAGUUGCAGAAGGGGGAAGCAUUUUUGCUGGAUGGGACAAAAACAGCCAUGGAAACUACAUCAGAAGAGAACCUAGAGCAGAGCCGGGACAACAAAGGUUGCUUUGAGUGCUGUAUCAAGUGUCUGGGCGGCGUGCCGUACGCCUCCCUGGUGGCCACCAUCUUGUGCUUCUCGGGAGUGGCGCUCUUCUGCGGCUGCGGCCAUGUGGCCCUCACGGGCACCGUCACCAUCCUGGAGAACCACUUCUCCAAGAUCACCAGCGACCACGCCAUGCUCACAGACGUGAUCCAGCUCAUGCAGUACGUCAUCUACGGCAUCGCCUCCUUCUUCUUCCUGUACGGCAUCAUCCUGCUGGCCGAGGGCUUCUACACCACCAGCGCCGUCAAGGAGCUGCACAGCGAGUUCAAGACCACCAUCUGCGGCCGCUGCAUCAGUGGCAUGUUUGUGUUCCUGACCUACAUCCUGGGCGUGGCCUGGCUCGGGGUGUUUGGCUUCUCGGCGGUGCCCGUGUUCCUCUUCUACAACAUGUGGUCCACCUGCGCAGCCAUGCGGUCUCCCAUGGCCAACCUCACCUCCGUGGACUCCAUCUGCGUUGAUGUCCGACAGUACGGAAUCAUUCCAUGGAAUGCAACUCCAGGAAAGGCUUGUGGGUCCACACUAAGCGACAUCUGUAACACCAGUGAGUUCUACCUGUCCUACCACCUGUACAUUGUAGCUUGCGCUGGGGCGGGAGCCACCGUCAUUGCUCUGCUGAUCUACAUGAUGGCUACCACUUAUAACUUUGCCGUGUUGAAGUUUAAGAGUCGAGAAGACUGCUGCACUAAGUUUUAAGAGCACAGUGCCGUUUAUGCCACUGCACUGAGUAGAGAAAGCAGCCACUGACAAUACGGACUAAAAAAAAAAAAAACAGAAAAUAGAGAGAAAAACCGUGUUCCAUUUCUAUUGACAUAAUGUGUAAAUAGCAGAUUGUAUGCAUUCUUUAGUGUUUUAGACCCAGGGACAGGUUUUGGCUGGAGGGACCCCCCUUGUUAGUGUUGUCUUCAGGAUGGGAUUAGGAAGAAAUGCCGUUCUUUCCCAUUCUGGAGUACAACCACCAGGACGAGGAAAGUUUUUUUUUUUUUUUUCAUUUAUAGAAUAAAUAAAGAGAGAGAGAAAAGAAAUAGCAUGCAACAGCUGUGGGAGGAUAAGGGAGAGUGAUAAUCAGGAGUCCUUCGGAAGGUUGUUUUUUUUAGGCUUCAGUGUACAUGUCAACAUUUGGUAGUAGUGUUUCCUGCGUUACGGGAAGAGUUCUUUGUUCCUAGUGUAAAUCCGAGCUCAGAGACCCAGACUGCCGUGGCACAGUGCCUUUCUCCAUUAAUGUUUACGUUCCUCCCACCUUGUGCCAUUACUAUUUUUUUUGCAGCUGGAUUAAGUAUUAAAGUUGUCAGUAUUAUGGUAAAGCUACAUUAAAACCACGAGCAGUGCUUUUACAAUAUAGUACAAAACCGGUUAAAAGCAGAAAAAAAUAGACAUUCCUUCACAGUGGUGAAGGUCUGGGCCAGUGCCAAGUGUAUUACUUUUGUUUGACAAGCUCCUAUUUGAGAAUAUUCUCUCCUCUAUUCUAAUGUCAUUUUUAUGGGACCUUAUUCUGCCUUGAUUGCCUCAGCUGAUGAUAGGUUCAUGUUUUGUUCCAUCCAUUUUCUUUUUACUCAUCCAGAAAUUUCCAUUCAAUUGUGCCAAGUGCUCAAAUUAUUUUUGUUUUAACACAGAGCCUGCAUGCUUAUUUUCCUCAAUUCCUUAAUGUUUAUGAAUUACUGAUAUUACAUAUUUCAUGAAUAUUUAAUUUUUUCCUAAGAUUUUGAGACUGUAGUUAUUAUUUUCUCUUUCUAUACAAAAUAAACAUGCUUUGUGUACAAAAUA
Sardina pilchardus (European sardine) is the source of this 1900-nucleotide messenger RNA. RefSeq names its product glycoprotein M6Bb (gene gpm6bb). Bases 50 to 832 code for a protein of 260 amino acids. Gene Ontology annotation, cellular component: plasma membrane. Gene Ontology annotation, biological process: neuron projection development. The transcript is spliced from 7 exons. NCBI's taxonomy places the organism in Eukaryota, Metazoa, Chordata, Actinopteri, Clupeiformes, Clupeidae. The record is from RefSeq and is a predicted model, not a curated record.